AUGGAAGGAGGACCCUCGCUAUCUAAUCAUGGACGCUGUUGCAGCUCUGUUGUUGAAACGAUGCCACUGCACUUUCUUCUUCUAUCUUCGCUGUUUUCCAUCACCCCUGUUUUGCUGUGCUCUGAGAACGCUGCAUCUGUGUUGAUCUCGAGGCAUUCUUUGGGUGGUGGCCUCCACUUUACUGCAUUGGAGACUGAAACUUUACAAAACAUGACUACCAUUGAGUCCCUUGACCUUUCUCGCAACACUUUCACUUCAGUUCCAUCUUGGCUUGUUGAGUUAAAAACACUUGUCUACCUUGAUCUUUCAUUUAAUGAAUUAAGAUCGAUGGAAUGUUCCAUUUCAUCUAUUUUAAAAAAUAUGUGUCACCUAAAAAGGUUAUAUUUAACAGGAAAUAGACUCCGAAAAGAUUCCAUUGGAAAGUGGAACAAUGAUUUGUCUACCUGCAUGAGACAUGAUUUAGAGAAUCUUGAUUUAGGUGGAAAUAGAUUUAAUGCUCAUUUGCCAUCUUGGUUAGGACAACUUGAAAAUCUAGGCAACCUUUAUCUUGAAGGAAACCUUUUUUAUGGUAUCUUUCCAUCUUCUUUUGGAAAAUUACUGAAAUUGAAAAAUUUAUAUCUAUCUAACAACAAGUUAGAAGGAGGCCUUCCAGAUUCCCUGGGACAACUAGUAAAUUUACAAGUUGUCGAAUUUUCAAAUAAUUUUUUUAAUGGAACCAUCAGUCAAAAUCUUGGACAACUAGUAAAUUUAAAAGUUCUUGAUGUCUCAAAUAAUUAUUUGAAGGGAACCAUUCCUCAAAGCCUUAGCCAACUUAUAAAUUUAUAUGUUCUUAAUGUUUCAAAUAAUUAUUUAACGGGAAUCAUUCCUCAAAGUCUUGGCCAACUUGAAAAUUUACAAGUUCUUGAUCUCUCAAAUAAUUAUUUGAUGGGAACCAUUCCUAGAAAUCUUGAUCAACUUGUAAAUCUAUCAUACUUGGAUCUAUCAUCAAAUAAAUUGGAUGGAACCAUUACAGCGGAAGAAAGGUGGCCUUUGAUUAUCUCAGAAGUGUCGUAUCUGAAUCUCUCCCAUAAUCAAAUGAGUGGCUCGCUUCCUGAACAUAUUGGUCAUAUAAUGCCCAAUUUGAAGUACUUGCUUCUUGGAAAUAACCUCAUAAAUGGUUCAAUUCCAAAAUCAUUAUGCCAAAAUGACCAGUUGAGUAUCCUUGACCUUUCAAAGAACAGGCUAUCUGGUAAAAUCCCCAAUUGUUGGAAGGAUAACAAAGCAUGGGAAGAAAUAAAUUUGUCAUCCAACAAACUCUCAGGUACUUUUCCAAGCUCAUUUGGGAAUCUUUCCUCUUUAUCAUGGUUGCAUUUGAAUAACAAUAGCCUUCAUGGAGAGUUUCUAGCGUCUGUGACAAAUUUACCACAGUUGUUGAUAAUGGAUCUCGGAGAGAAUCAACUUUCUGGCACCAUUCCAUCAUGGUGGACUGCUAACACAUUUUCCUCACUACAAAUUCUAAGGUUGCGAAAUAACAUGUUGAGCGGUAGCAUUCCUUCACAAAUAUGCCAACUAUUAUCGCUUAAAAUCCUGGAUCUUUCUCGCAACAAUUUAAACGGUCCAAUACCUUGGUGUAUAGGCAAUCUUCGAGGAAUGACUCUUAAGAGUCCCACUUUGUCUCCUACUUCACCAGUUGCUGGGUAUCCCACUUUGCCUCUUGCUUCAAUUGUUAAUGUAGGUCGUUUUUUGUCUCGCACUCCAUCUCAUUUGUCUCCGCCUCCACCAUUUUUGUCUCCUCCUCCACCUCCACCUCCACCUCUACCUCCACCUCCACCUCCAUAUCUACCUCCACCUCCCCCUCCAUCUCCUCCUGACACUCCAAAAGAUUGGCAAACUGAGGAUGUCAUAGAAGUCAUGGAAGGAAGAGAACUUGACUACAUAAAAAUCUUGAAGCUUGUAGUCAUCAUGGAUUUGUCCGAGAAUAAUUUGGUUGGCUCCAUUCCAAUAGGAAUAACGAUGCUCAAUGGAUUGCUUGGCUUGAAUCUAUCAAACAAUCAUUUGACGGGAGAGAUCCCUGAGAUGAUAGAGAAUAUGGAAUCACUUGAAUCCUUUGAUGUUUCAAGUAACCAACUCUCAGGCACAAUUCCAAGCAACAUGCCAGCUUUAACAUCACUAAGUCAUUUAAACUUGUCAUAUAAUAACUUCUCUGGACCAAUUCCCACAGAUAAUCAGUUUUUAACUUAUGAUUCAUCGAGUUAUGCUGGCAACCCAUAUCUUUGUGGAUUUCCUCUACCCAACAAAUGUGGUUAUUCACACCAAGUUUAUGGGGGAAGUGAAUUUGAAGAUGAAGACAGCAACUUAGAUAAGUUGGAAAAGUGGUUGUUCUACUUUGUCAUUGCAAUUGGCUUUGCAACUGGGUUUUGGGGAGUUAUUGGGACUUUGUGGUUCAAGAAAACUUGGAGGCAUGCUUACUUCAGAUGGGUGGAAGAUUUAGCUGACACGAUCUAUGUCACAACUGCAAUAAGAAUGGCAAAAUUGAAGAAGUGGAUGAUGAUGAUGAGAAACCGUGUUGUUGUUUGAUCAUGUGUGUGUUUUUAUUUUUAUUUGAGGCAUCAAAAGUGGUAAUAAAUUAAGGAAAAUGAAACAUGUUUGACGUAUAUGUAUGUAUAUGUACGAAUUUGAAAUAUAGAUUGUCAUUUGAUGUUUAAUC
Molecule: messenger RNA, 2686 nt
Organism: Arachis duranensis
Lineage: Eukaryota; Viridiplantae; Streptophyta; Magnoliopsida; Fabales; Fabaceae
Product: LRR receptor-like serine/threonine-protein kinase GSO1
Molecular function (GO): protein binding
Source: RefSeq, a predicted model, not a curated record